Molecule: messenger RNA, 357 nt
Organism: Monoraphidium neglectum
Lineage: Eukaryota; Viridiplantae; Chlorophyta; Chlorophyceae; Sphaeropleales; Selenastraceae
Product: electron-transferring-flavoprotein dehydrogenase
Exons: 4
Coding region: 1-357 (118 amino acids)
Biological process (GO): electron transport chain
Cellular component (GO): mitochondrial inner membrane
Molecular function (GO): electron-transferring-flavoprotein dehydrogenase activity
Source: RefSeq, a predicted model, not a curated record
AUGGAUGAGAGGCGUGUGGCCCUGGGCCUGGUGGUGGCCCUGGACUACUCCAACCCCUGGCUUUCACCCUACCAGGAGUUCCAGCGCUUCAAGGCCCACCCCUUCGUGGCGCGCACCCUGCAGGGCGGCACCUGCCUGCAGUAUGGGGCCCGCUCCCUGAACGAGGGCGGAUUCCAGUCCAUCCCGGCUGCAGCCUUCCCGGGCGGCGCCCUCAUAGGCUGCAGCGCCGGCUUCCUCAACGUACCAAAAAUCAAGGGCAGCCACACCGCCAUGAAGAGCGGCAUGCUGGCGGCAGAGGCGGCCUUUGAGGAGCUCAAGAGGAGCCCAGAGGGCGACAAGGCGCGCUGCUUUUGUUGA